AUGUCUGAGGAAAAGGACACUUCAGCACUGGAAGGAAGUUCUGGAAUCACUAGAGUCUUUAGGAAUGACUCUAUAUCACAGGAGGAGGAAGAGCCAGGGUUGAUUAAAGAACCAACAGAUUUGUUAAAUGAAGCUUCUUCCGACCGGACAUAUGAUAUGCAUCCUUCAGAGAAUGCACUGCAGUCAACAUCUUACUCUGCAAGCAAUUUUAAUGUAAAUGAAGAAUAUGAGGAAACAAUUCAGUUGCCUGAAACAGAUAUACACUCAGAAUCCAAACUAGAAACGUCACAAAAUUUCUUACCAUUAAUGACAGAGAUGACCAUAGAGGAUUCUGUCAUUAGCUUGGCAUCUAGUGAUGAAAUGGAAGAAGUUAGCCCUGAUGUCUUUGAAGAUGAAUACGAAUCUGACUCAGAGUCAGAUGACUUUAUACUUAGUCUUGAAGACCAAGGUUUACAAGAAUUCCCUGUAGAUAUUUUAAAAGUCAAAUAUGUGAAAUAUCUAUACUUAGAUAAGAAUCAAAUAAAAUCUUUCCAGGGGGCAGAUCCAGGGGAUCUGCUAGGACUUGAGAUCCUAUCCUUGCAAGAAAAUGAAUUAUCAUCAAUUCCACUGGAAAUUCAGUUCCUUUAUAAUUUAAGGAAAUUAAAUGUCAGUCACAACAAAAUAUCACAUAUACCUCAAGAAAUAGUAUGCCUUUGGAAUAUAAGACAACUCUUUGUAGAUAAUAACUGCAUUAAGAACUUUCCUUCUUCCAGCUUAGAAAACCUUAGUAACUUGGAAAUUUUAAGUUUGGGUACAAAUAUGUUAACACAUAUACCAGACUCUAUAUCUAGUUUGAAAAACUUGAGAAUUCUCAAUCUGGAAUAUAAUCAAUUAACAAUAUUUCCUAAAGUUCUCUGCUUCUUACCAAACUUAAUCUCACUGAACCUUACUGGAAACUUGAUAAAGAGUUUGCCAAAGGAAAUUAGGGAACUUAAAAAUUUAGAACAAUUUUUCAUGGAUCACAACAAACUUCUCUUUUUGGCUGUGGAAAUUUUUCAGCUACCCAAAAUCAAAGAACUCCAACUGGCUGACAAUCAGUUGGAAGUUCUUUCACACAAAAUUGAAAAUUUUAGAGAUCUUAGGGUUCUUAAUCUUGAUAAAAAUUUAUUAAAAAGUAUACCCCCCAAAAUUUCCCAGUGUGUAAUGUUGGAAUCCCUUAGUCUUAGCGAUAACAAAUUAACGGAACUUCCUAACAACAUUCAUAAGCUUAAAAAUUUAAGAAAACUGCAUGUAAACAGAAAUAAUUUGGCACUAAUACCUGAUGACAUCUUACAUCUUAAUAAUAUAUAUAGCCUGGAAUUUUCAGGAAAUCAAAUCACACAUGUGCCCAUUGAAAUAAAAAACUGCAGAAAAAUAACUGACAUUGAAUUGAAUCACAAUAAGAUAACCUAUUUCCCAGUGGGACUGUGUGCUUUAGAGUUACUCAAUUAUUUGAGUUUUAAUGGAAAUUUCAUUUCAGAAAUACCUGUGGAUAUAUCUUUCAGUAAACAGCUGCUUCAUUUAGAGUUGAAUGAAAACAAACUUCUUGUAUUUUCUGAACACUUAUGUUCUCUAAUUAAUCUUCAGUACUUGGAUCUUGGUAAAAACCAAAUAAAGGAAAUUCCACCAUCUAUAUCAGACAUGCUAUCACUCCGUGUACUUAUUCUGUCUUCUAAUAACUUUGAAAUAUUCCCAACAGAACUGUGUACUUUAGAAAAUUUGCAAGUACUUGAUCUUUCAGAAAAUCAGUUACAGGAAAUACCUCCUGAUAUAUACAGGCUAACAGAAAUCCAAAAUUUAAAUGUUGCAAGCAAUCAAUUCACGUCUUUUCCCAUUGAAUUGUGUCAACUUGAGUCACUGGAGGAGCUGAACAUAAGUCAGAUAAAUGGUAGAAAGUUAACAAGACUUCCAGAAGAGCUGUCUAGUAUGAUGCAACUUAAAAUACUUGAUAUCUCAAACAAUGCAAUCAAAGAGCUUCCAAGAAAUAUAGGAGAACUGGAAAGUCUGGUUACUUUAUAUGCACACAACAAUCAAAUAAGUUCUCUUCCACUAUCUUUUUUAUCUUUAAGCAUCCUAGAGCAACUAGACCUGAGAGGAAACAAUCUGACAGCCUUGCCUAGUGCCAUCUACAAUCUUUCCUCCCUGCAGGAGAUAGAUUUUGAUGACAAUCCUUUGCUGAGACCUCCACUGGAAAUCUGUAAAGGAAAACAGUUGUAUACGAUUGCACGCUAUUUGGAAAGGGCAGAUGAAAGAGAUGAGAGAAUCUUAGAGAAAAUAUUCAAGAUAGUUGCCAACAAUAUCACUGAAACAAAUUUUGAGUUUUUAUGUCAAAAACUAAAACUGAAAACCUCAAAAAAUGCUAUCUAUACCAAGAGUGCUGCUUCCAUCAGUGAAAAAUCCUACCAAGCAUUUGUUAAAUGGAAAGAAGAGAAGAACUCAUCACUCAGUGAUGCUGACUUAGGAGAACAACUAGUUAGGGCAUUAAAUAUGAUAGGAGCGCAUGACAUAAUGGACAAGAUAACAGCUUUGACUCUCUAUACAAGGGCGAUUAAAUUCUAA
Jaculus jaculus (lesser Egyptian jerboa) is the source of this 2577-nucleotide messenger RNA. It is a transcript of the gene Lrrd1, whose product is annotated as leucine rich repeats and death domain containing 1. The record is from RefSeq and is a predicted model, not a curated record. The transcript is spliced from 5 exons. Gene Ontology annotation, biological process: signal transduction. Bases 1 to 2577 code for a protein of 858 amino acids. Lineage: Eukaryota; Metazoa; Chordata; Mammalia; Rodentia; Dipodidae. Gene Ontology annotation, molecular function: protein binding.